AUGGAAAUCCAAACAGAACCCCUGGAUCUUUCCACCAAAGCUAACUCAUCCAGGAUCCUCAGCAUCAUCGACAUCAAGUUCCUAGCUGGCCUGAACAGUCACCUAGCCAGGCUUUAUGAGAGAACCAACCUGGUCGGUACCAGUGAGGGCUUCUGCAUACCACAGAGAAACGUUGGCGCGAAGAAUGUGCUGCCUUGCGAUGUCUGCUUAAAGACUUUUGACAGACCCUCACUGCUGAAGAGGCAUAUGCGGACUCAUACUGGCGAAAAACCGCACAUUUGCAACGUCUGCAACAAGGGGUUUAGUACGUCAAGCUCCCUCAACACGCAUCGUCGAAUACAUACAGGUGAAAAACCACACAAAUGUCCCGAAUGUGGAAAAUGUUUUACCGCCAGCUCCAAUCUCUAUUAUCAUCGAAUGACGCACACCAAGAAUAAGCCCCACAAGUGUGCGUGGUGCCCACGCUCGUUCCCAACGCCGGGCGAGCUGCGCGCACACUCGCACACUCAUGCACACACACACGCCGUUCAAGCGCAGAUACAGCGGUAUAAAACUCGGAGGAUGCCUUUUCCUACGUAG
Molecule: messenger RNA, 579 nt
Organism: Ostrinia furnacalis (Asian corn borer)
Lineage: Eukaryota; Metazoa; Arthropoda; Insecta; Lepidoptera; Crambidae
Product: zinc finger protein 2 homolog
Exons: 4
Coding region: 1-579 (192 amino acids)
Biological process (GO): regulation of transcription by RNA polymerase II
Cellular component (GO): nucleus
Molecular function (GO): DNA-binding transcription factor activity, RNA polymerase II-specific
Source: RefSeq, a predicted model, not a curated record